AUGUUUCCUCAGUUGAAAUGGUUCUACGUUGUCAUUGCUUACAUCCUGGCCCCAUCCCUGGCGUUCUGCAACGCCUACGGAACGGGUCUCACCGACAUGAACAUGGCGCACAAUUACGGCAAAGUGGCGCUCUUCGUGGUGGCAGCAAUGAGUGGGAGAGACAAGGGCGUAGUGGCGGGACUCGUAGCUUGCGGUCUGGUGAAAUCCGUGGUCUCUGUGGCUUGUACUCUGAUGCACGAUUUCAAAACGGCGUAUUACACGUGCACUUCUCCCAAGGCUAUGUUCAUAUGCCAGUUGAUCGGCACUGCUCUGGGGUGCGUGAUAGCUCCCCUCAGCUUCUUUCUCUUCUACAAGGCCUUCGAUGUGGGGAACCCGAAUGGGGAGUUCAAGGCUCCUUACGCGCUUAUUUACAGAAACAUGGCGGUGUUGGGAGUGGAGGGUUUGUCGGCGCUGCCCCAUCAUUGCUUGCAGCUUUGCUACGGGUUCUUCGGCUUUGCGGUGGCCGUGAACUUGGUGAGGGACAUUUGCCCGAAGAAGAUUGGGAAGUGGAUGUCCUUGCCCAUGGUGAUGGCGAUACCAUUUCUGGUUGGAGCGUACUUCGCCAUCGAUAUGUGCCUGGGGAGUUUUGUGGUUUAUGUGUGGCAGAAGGUUAACCCAAACAAAGCAGAGGCCAUGCUUCCUGCAACUGCCUCUGGACUCAUUUGUGGGGAAGGCCUGUGGGCGCUUCCGGCUUCCAUUCUCGCUCUCGCCAAAAUUAAGUCUCCUAUCUGCAUGAAAUUUUUUGCAUCAUAG
This is a messenger RNA of Sphenostylis stenocarpa, 792 nucleotides long. The record is from the annotation of a GenBank genome assembly. NCBI's taxonomy places the organism in Eukaryota, Viridiplantae, Streptophyta, Magnoliopsida, Fabales, Fabaceae.